Acaulospora colombiana is the source of this 885-nucleotide messenger RNA. The record is from the annotation of a GenBank genome assembly. Lineage: Eukaryota; Fungi; Glomeromycota; Glomeromycetes; Diversisporales; Acaulosporaceae.
AUGAGUAGGAUGUCUAAACAAGAAAAGGAUCGCAUCCUUUCCACACCUCAUCUCAACGUUCACGACCUAAAAAUCUACUCCACUCAGGAAAGGGGGCGAGGAGUAUACGCGUCACAUUAUAUACCAAGAGGCACGACCAUCGAAAUUUCGCCGGUGCUAUUCUUUUCUGAAAAGGAAUAUCGUGAUUAUGGCCGAUAUACAACGCUUGAUCAUUACACUUUCAUCUGGGGAGAUGGUCGUAUGGCUUUACCUUUAGGAUUGGGUGUGUAUCCAUUCAAACCCUCUCCAAACAAUAAUCAUUUGACCAACCACGGAUCUAGGCCGGGGGAGGAAUUAUUUAUCUUUUAUGGUCACAAGCUCUGGUUUCAAGACGCUUCUGCACACGCCGCGACAUCAGAAGAAACUCCUUCGCAGGAAGGAAAUGCCUGGAAUGAAAUGGCGGCGAUAGAUAUCGUCAGCAAUACUAAACUUUUAUCUCCACGAAAGUAUAACCUUAGCCUGGAGGCCAUUUUCGUUAUUCCAGCAAGUUCUAGGACUCUAAGGGUCGCCCCAGGGACGAGAUAUCCUUUUGAAUGGACCGUACCGAGACGCGAUCAACCAGCGUCAUCGCAACGCUUAGCGAUUUUGAGAAAGAUAAAGUCCAUAUUUACCACCGAUACGGACAUUGCGCAGGCAUCAUCGUCAACGUCCUUGAAUCAGCAAACAUUAUCCAAUACUGUUUCUCUCAGAUCUAGCGCUAGACUUCGUACCGCUCGCGAAAGACACCAGCAAGAAACCAACCAAGCCAAUUCUUCCACCGCAAACGCUGCAGACAAUCCCAGUAGGGCCUCCAAGUCUGAUAAAGGCAAAAGGAGAGCUUCGUUCCCGCAAACCGCCAGACCGUAA